GCUGAAACUGUUUUUUGACUGACUGUUACUCUUGUCCGUUAUUUGAUGAAAAUGACUGAUAACCGGGGCUGUUUGACAUUUUUGCCUAAUGUCUUUGUUGCUUUAUGACUUUUGAUUUUUUAAUUUUCACAUUAUUUUGGUCAAAAGGUGUUGCAAUAACGUUCUGUAUCGCAUGGUGUCGGUAUAAUGGAACAUAGUGUGUCUCGAGAUUUCCGUCACCAUCCUUACGUCCAAUCCUGUAUUUUGGCAUUACGUGUGAAGGGCUUGAACACGAAGCUAGCUCUAUACCAUUUCCAGGACUGUCUUGGCGAUGGAGCGCAGUUUGCAAAGGAAUAAGGCUGAUAAUUCUUUCAUGACCAUCAAAUUAUAAAUCCUGGAAUUAUCUGUAUUUUUUUUGUAUUUUUUUAACACAAUGGAACAAAGCGGACGUCAGGCGUGGAUAGAGCGAUGGAGAUGCGUCGCCUACAUGGUGGCUUUGGUAACGCUUUGGAGCGAAGCCUCGGCUCAGAUCAGAUAUUCCAUCUCAGAAGAGGUGAAGGAAGGAAGUGUUGUUGGAAACAUUGCCAAAGACUUAGGAAUUGAUAAGGCUACGCUGAAAGAUAGAGAGUAUCGUAUUGUUGGUAGUUCAACUGAACCUCUUUUCCGCUUGAAUAAGGACGACGGUAUCCUGUAUGUCAGCAGGAAAGUGGACAGGGAAGAGAUCUGUGAACGAAGCAACGCGUGUAUAAUCAACCUUAAAACCGUGUUAGAAAAUCCUCUGGAAAUCCAUUAUGUGGCCAUAGAGGUGCUGGAUGUAAACGACCACUCCCCCGUGUUCCCAGAAAAGGAAAAGCGACUGGAGAUAUUUGAAUCGACAUUACCGGGAGCAAGGUUUCAGCUCCAACCUGCACGCGACCCGGAUGGUGGCCAGUUCACUGUUCAGCAGUAUAAACUCAGUCAAAAUGAUCACUUUCGUUUGGAAGUUAAAGAGAGAGGCGAAGACCGUAAGAUGCCCUUUCUGAUUUUACAGAAGCAGUUAGACAGAGAGGCUAUGAGAGAACACAAGCUUCUGCUCACAGCUGUUGAUGGUGGGAGGCCAGCGAGGUCUGGAACAAUAGAAAUACUCAUUGAGGUGCUUGAUGUUAAUGACAACUCACCAGUUUUUAUGAAGGAUGUCUAUUCUGCUGUUUUAAAUGAAAACGCAGCUCCAGGUACGUUAGUUAUUCGGGUUAAUGCGACUGAUUUGGAUGAGGGUGCAAAUGGCGAAAUUGUUUACUCAUUCGGUAAAGAAGUGGACAUACAUUUGCAAAAACUAUUUAACAUUGACCAAAAGACGGGAGAAAUUAAAGUGAUAGGUGUGAUUGAUUUUGAAGAAAAUGAAAGUUAUGAACUUGAUAUACAAGCUUCAGAUCAGGGUACUGUUACAUUUACUACUGAAAAAACUGUGAUAAUAAAGGUAAUCGACCUUAAUGAUAACCCCCCAGAGAUUGAAGUUACAUCAUUUUCCAAAUCAGUUCCCGAAGAUUCUAGAAUUGGAACAACAGUUGCUUUGAUCAGCGUCAAUGAUUUAGAUUCAGGCCCCAAUGGGAAAGUUUCUUGCUUUAUAAGAGAUGAUGUUCCUUUCGCUAUAUCUCCAUCACUACAAGACAAUAUGUAUGCAGUUGUGACAAAAUCACAACUGGACAGAGAAGAAAAGUCUUUUUAUGAACUAACAAUAACUGCUAAGGACACUGGUGAGCCGUCACUCUCAUCUGAAAAGACAAUAAGUGUUGUCGUAUCGGAUGUGAACGAUAACAGACCACAUUUUUUUCUGAGCCCAUAUACAUUCUAUAUUAGUGAAAAUAAUGAUCUCGUUGCACCAGUUUUUUCAGUAAGGGCAUCUGACCUUGAUGAUAAUGAAAAUGCACACAUUUCAUAUCACAUUCCGAGGGAAAGCAGUGUAGAUCAUUUUGGUCUAUUUUUAAACAUCAACUCAGAAAGUGGAGAUAUUAUGGCGCUGAAAAGUUUUGACUUUGAAACACUGAAAACGUUCCAGUUCCAAGUUGUCGCCACAGAUUCUGGAACUCCGUCACUAAGCAGCAACGUCACAGUGAACGUGUUCAUUCUGGAUCAGAACGACAACGCUCCAGUCAUCCUGUAUCCAGUCAGCUCUAACGGUUCUGCUGAAGGUGUGGAGGAGAUUCCCCGCAAUGUGAACGCAGGACACUUGGUGACUAAAGUCAGAGCCUAUGACGCUGAUAUAGGAUAUAACGGCUGGCUACUGUUUUCACUGCAGGAAGUUACUGACCACAGUCUCUUUGCUUUGGACCGCUAUACAGGACAGAUCAGAACACUUCGCUCAUUCACAGAGACAGACGAGGCUGAGCAUAAACUGAUCAUACUGGUGAAAGACAAUGGCAACGUUUCUCUCUCAGCAACAGCUACUGUGCUUGUCAAAGUUGUGGAGCCCAAAGAGGCUUUUGCUGCUUCUGAUGUUAAAAGUGCAACAAGAGAUGAGGAGGGGACUGAUGUGACUUUUUACCUCAUGAUAACUUUGGGAUCAGUUUCUGUACUUUUUAUCAUCAGUAUCAUCGUGCUGAUUGCAAUGCAGUGCUCCAAAUCCACAGAGUAUACUUCUAAAUAUCUACAAGAGACUAAUUAUGAUGGGACACUGUGUCACAGCAUCCAGUACAGAUCUGGAGACAAACGCUACAUGUUAGUUGGACCCAGAAUGAGUAUAGGAUCUACUAUAGUCCCGGGCAGCCAUGCCAACACACUAGUACUCCCUGACAGGAGACGGCCUUCUGGAGAGGUAAGAUUAAUUAAUACAAAACUUUCUGUGCUUCCUGUAAAAUCCGAUUUAUGGAAAUAA
Centropristis striata (black sea bass) is the source of this 2830-nucleotide messenger RNA. RefSeq names its product protocadherin alpha-8-like. Gene Ontology annotation, molecular function: calcium ion binding. The transcript has a single exon. Gene Ontology annotation, cellular component: plasma membrane. The record is from RefSeq and is a predicted model, not a curated record. Gene Ontology annotation, biological process: homophilic cell-cell adhesion. Lineage: Eukaryota; Metazoa; Chordata; Actinopteri; Perciformes; Serranidae. Bases 413 to 2830 code for a protein of 805 amino acids.